AUGAGCAGCUCCGGAGGGAGUCCCUCGAAGAAGGGCACCAACGUAGACAUGCAGAUAUUCGCCUCCAACGGAAAUACGAUCGUUGACGAAAGCUAUGAUCCCCAUCUGCACCGAAACCGACCACAUCCAACGACCAACUUCGAAACGUUAGUUCACCUGCUAAAGGGUUCGCUCGGCACGGGUAUCCUUGCGAUGCCACAGGCUUUCUACAAUGCCGGCUAUAUCUCCGGCGUUGUCAACACUGUCCUGAUCGGCAUCCUCUGCACGUACUGUUUGCAUGUGCUUGUUCAGGCACAGUACGCGCUCUGCAAGCGUCAUCGCGUGCCCAUCCUCACCUAUCCCAUCUCGAUGAAGAUCGCCCUCGAAGAAGGCCCACAGUGCUUACGAUGUUUCGCUCCCUACGCGGUCGUUAUCGUCGAUGGCUUCAUGAUCAUCUAUCAGCUGGGUAUUUGCUGCGUGUACAUAGUGUUUGUGGCCACUAACAUCAAACAGUUAGUCGACUACUACUGGCUGGAGCUGGACGUCAAGAUCCACUGUCUGAUCCUGCUCGUUCCGUUGAUAGGCAUCAACAUGAUUCGCAACCUUAAGGUGUUGGCUCCCUUUUCGACGUUAGCCAACCUGAUUACGUUUGUCGGUAUCGGACUAAUAUUGGUUUACGUCCUGGACGACAUCCCACCGAUCUCAGAACGUGAAGCCAUCGCCGAAGUGGGCAAAUUUCCACUUUUCUUCGGUACCACACUGUUCGCACUCGAGGCAGUCGGAGUGAUUAUAGCACUGGAAAAUAACAUGGCAACACCAAAGUCGUUUGGUGGCUCUUGUGGAGUACUUAACGUGGGUAUGAUCGCGAUCGUCAUUUUGUAUGCUGGCAUGGGUUUCCUCGGUUACUUAAAGUACGGUGCCGAGUCUGCUGGCAGUAUCACACUCAAUCUGCCACAGGAAGAUAUCAUGUCUCAAUCGAUAAGAAUUUUGUUCGCUGUGGCCAUCUUUAUUUCUUACGGACUGCAGUGCUACGUACCGGUCGAUAUUAUCUGGAAUGUGUACUUGGUUGAGAAGUAUCGUGACUCAAACAACAAGCUCGUAUACGAAAUGCUGGUUCGGAUUGUCGUUGUCAUCACUACCUUCCUGCUAGCCGUUGCCAUCCCGCGCCUGGGACUGUUCAUCUCGCUAUUCGGUGCAUUUUGCCUGUCCGCGCUCGGUAUCGCCUUCCCGGCGAUCAUGGAAAUCUGCGUGCUGUGGCCUGAUAAACUUGGCCCCGGAAAAAUAACUCUCUGGAAGGACAUCGUACUCAUUAUAUUCGGCAUCAUUGGUCUGGUAGCGGGCACGUACACGAGCGUGCGUGACAUUAUUCUCAGUUUCAUGUAGAUGAACACACCCACUCGCAAUCUCCACCAGCUACUGCAAACUUUCUUGCCAACGAACGACGAACGGAGCCCACUUACUACCAAAGCGAGAGACUGGCAAAGCAAAAUCGUACAGGAUAUGGGGAAGGAAACCUAGCUUAUUUGUGGCAAUAGAAGUCGGUUGUGCACUAAGCUUCCUGGGACGGAGUUUCUCGGUCCACCAUAGCGAUAGGCUUCAACCACAGUUCCUCAUACUAGCCGGCCUUGUUGACAGUUUCGAUGGCUCUGGUAGAGACUAUAUGUGACAUAUCAUUUGUAGUUUCAUAAACUGUUCUUUACACGAUCGUUUACUAGUAUUACUUUCACGUCUUCUGCUAGCAGCGACCAAAGGCGCGUAGGUGGCCCUUUCGCGAGACGCGUUCGGUUUUGUUCGAAUAAAUAUGUUUCUACUAAACCGCAAAGCAACCUCAAAAGACGAAAUCGUAAAGCCUAUUCUCUGCAGAUGUUUUGCAUGCAAACGCCACGCGAUAGGCGCACACGCGUUACGUAGAAAUGGUGAUAGUUAGAGAUAACUUUGUACAAUCACGCGACGCACUACUUCCACUAAAAAGAUUAGAAGCCGACGCUUUCGGCCAAACAGAUCCACUAUAUAUGUUUAUGCUUUACGCGAGGAACCAAUGAAAACACCUCAAUAAAUGAUACAUUUA
This is a messenger RNA of Anopheles nili, 2047 nucleotides long. RefSeq names its product proton-coupled amino acid transporter-like protein CG1139. Lineage: Eukaryota; Metazoa; Arthropoda; Insecta; Diptera; Culicidae. The coding region runs from base 1 to 1362 and encodes 453 amino acids. Gene Ontology annotation, biological process: amino acid transmembrane transport. The record is from RefSeq and is a predicted model, not a curated record. Gene Ontology annotation, cellular component: vacuolar membrane. Gene Ontology annotation, molecular function: amino acid transmembrane transporter activity. The transcript has 8 exons.